AUGUCUUCGUCCACGCAGUCGCACGCUUCUUUGGUGGAAUUUGGGCAGAAACAUGUUACGAAAGGUCUAGGCCGCGUCGUGGAGGCGGUCAUCACCAAGGGUCAGGGAUCGUACGUGACCCUGGGCGACGGACGGGAGAUGCUGGAUUUUACUUGCGGCAUUGGCGUAACGAACUUCGGUCACUGUCAUCCGAAAAUCAGUAAAGCGGCUGCUGAUCAGUGCAUGAGCCUUGUCCACGGGCAGUGCAGCAUUGGUUUCCACGGCCCAUACCUUGAGCUCAUCCAGAAGCUGCUGCCGAUGAUGCCGCACCCUUCACUCGACUCGUUCUUCUUCUGGAACUCUGGGUCCGAGGCGAUCGAGGCGUCCAUCAAGAUGGCACGCACCUUCACCGGGCGGCAGAACAUCAUCACCAUGCAGGGCGCAUACCACGGACGGACUUACGGUGCGAUGGCGGUCACGAAGAGCAAGACGAUCUACAGCGAAGGCACCAACCCGCUUAUGCCCGGGGUAUUCACCCUUCCCUUCCCAUAUUGGCACCAGCUUGGCGUACCGGCCGACACGCCCAGCGAGAAGCUGUCGGAGAUGUGCCUCCACCAGCUCUCGCUUCUCCUUUCCCAGGCGACCGCUCCCACCGAUACCGCCGCCAUCCUCAUCGAAACCGUCCUCGGCGAGGGCGGAUACGUCCCGACACCGCCCGCGUUCCUCCGCGGCCUGCGCGAGGUGUGCGACAAGCACGGCAUCAUGCUCAUCAUCGACGAGGUGCAAUGCGGGUACGGUCGCACGGGCAAGAACUACGCGAUCGAGUACUCGGGCGUGCGGCCAGACAUCAUGAUCACGGCCAAGGGCCUUGCGAACGGUUUCCCCCUGAGCGGCGUCAUCAGCAGCAAAGAGCUCACGGACAAGCUCAAGCCCGGCUCUAUGGGCGGGACUUACGCCGGUAACGCCGUCUCAUGUGCUGCGGCAGUUGCGUCCGCCGAGGUCAUGAAGGAAGAAAACAUCCUGGAGAACGUCAACGCGCGCUCAAAGGAGCUCUUCGCUGCGCUGAACGCGCUGCGCGCAAACCCCAAAAUCGCGCCGGCGAUCCUCGACGUGCGCGGCCAGGGCCUCAUGGUCGCGAUCGAGUUCGCGUCGCCCGUGGGCACCGGCCCGUACGAUGCGUUCCGGGACGCGAACGCCCCGGCGAAGCUUGCCAGCCGCGUCGCGAAGAAGUGCGUGGAGAAGGGCCUGCUCAUCCUGACGACGAGCGUGUACGAGGUGAUUCGGUUCAUCCCCGCGCUCAACAUCACGCAGGCGAAUCUUGCGAAGGGCUGCGCGAUCUUCGCCGAGGCGGUCGAGGAGGUGGUCAAGGAGGGCUGA
This is a messenger RNA of Trametes versicolor FP-101664 SS1, 1356 nucleotides long. RefSeq lists its product as uncharacterized. The record is from RefSeq and is a predicted model, not a curated record. Bases 1 to 1356 code for a protein of 451 amino acids. Gene Ontology annotation, molecular function: transaminase activity; pyridoxal phosphate binding; identical protein binding. Lineage: Eukaryota; Fungi; Basidiomycota; Agaricomycetes; Polyporales; Polyporaceae. The transcript has 6 exons.